Actinia tenebrosa (Australian red waratah sea anemone) is the source of this 1853-nucleotide messenger RNA. Its product is annotated as tyrosyl-DNA phosphodiesterase 1. Gene Ontology annotation, biological process: DNA repair. Gene Ontology annotation, molecular function: 3'-tyrosyl-DNA phosphodiesterase activity; double-stranded DNA binding; single-stranded DNA binding. Lineage: Eukaryota; Metazoa; Cnidaria; Anthozoa; Actiniaria; Actiniidae. Gene Ontology annotation, cellular component: nucleus. The record is from RefSeq and is a predicted model, not a curated record.
ACAGAAAGCAGAAGAAAAUAAAACCAGGAAAGUAAAGACCCAUAAAAUGAAGGAAUAGAAAGACGCUAAGGAUUGAAUUAUUGGAUUUCUAAACUGAAUGAUGAGCUCACCAAAAGAUGAGAGACCAGUGUGUAAAUAUGGUUCAAAGUGUUAUCGAAAAAACCCACUUCAUCUGGAGGAAUAUCGUCAUCCUAACGAGAGGGAUGAUGAUUCUGAUGAUAAUGAUAAUAGUCCUCCCAGAAAAAGACAUAGAAGUUCCAGUCCUAAGAGAAUAGAGAGUUCUUCCCCUGAAAACAAGCUGGCAUUUUAUUUCACGAAAGUUAGAGGAAUACCAGCCAAGUAUAAUGAUGAUAACAUUGCUGUUGGAAUCAAAGAUCUACUUUCUCAUAAAAUGGGUGAUUUACAAGCAUCAGUACAGUUCAAUUAUAUGAUUGAUAUUCCAUGGCUAAUGCAACAGUACCCUCAAGAUAAAAGGUCCAAACCCUUAUUAAUUGUUCAUGGGAGUCAAGGGCAGUCAAAAACUGAAAUGAUCAAAGAUGCCGAACAGUUUCCAAACAUCAAAUUUUUCCAGGCACGACUGGAAGCUUAUGGUACACACCACAGCAAAAUGAUGCUUCUGUUGUACUCAGAUGGCUUGAGGGUCGUCAUAACAACUGCAAACCUUAUUAUUCAAGACUGGGAUCAGAAAACUCAGGGGGUAUGGAUUAGCCCUAAAUUUCCAAAGAUUUCAUCAAGUGAGGGCAGUUCUGCAAGUUCAUCAGCUGCUUCUACUUCACAAGCAACACCAAGAAGGAAUACUAAUUUUAAGAAAGAUUUGCUGGAGUAUUUGUGUGCCUAUGGUGGAACAGCCCUUGAUGAAUGGAAGAAAGAUGUUCGCCAACAUGACAUGUCUUCUGCCAGAGUACAUCUUAUAGCAUCUGUUCCUGGUCGCCAUUCUGGUUCAAGUAAAUCAAAAUGGGGUCACCUCAAGUUAAGAAAGGUUCUCCAGGAGCAUGGUCCAUCAUCAGCGAACGUCUCACCAAGCUGGCCAGUCAUUGGGCAGUUCUCAAGUAUUGGAUCUCUUGGCAAUGACAAAAGCAAAUGGUUGUGUGGAGAAUGGCUUCAAAGCCUAGCAGUAACAUCAGGAAGGAUGGCUGGAUCUAAUUCUCCUUUAAAACUGGUUUUUCCAUCUGUUGAUGAUGUUCGAAUGAGUCUUGAAGGAUACCCAGCUGGUGGAUCAAUACCUUACAGUCAUAAAACAGCAGCCAAGCAGCCUUAUCUGCCGUCAUUCUUCUGUCGUUGGAAGUCUAACAGCCAUGGUAGAAGUCGAGCUUCUCCUCACAUCAAGUCGUACAUAAGGGUUUCUCCUGAUACAAAUAAGCUUGCCUGGUUUAUGGUCACUAGUUGUAAUCUGUCCAAAGCUGCUUGGGGAGUCACGGAGAAGAACGGUUCACAGUUGAUGAUUCGUUCUUAUGAGAUCGGUGUCUUGUUUCUACCAAAGAACCAGGAACCAAACCAAGACUUCUUUUCAAUACACGGACACACGCAUGCUCAAUCGGGAUCGAGUAUACCAGUSCCAGUCCCCUUUGACCUGCCACUUACUCCAUACAGCAAAGACGACAAGCCCUGGAUGUGGGACGUACGACAUACAGAUAAACCAGACACACAUGGCAACAUCUGGUCACCUUCAUAAAACGACGGCUAUACCCAAUUCAAACACGUUGGUACAAUAGAAAAUAUAUCAUCGAUAAACUUGGUUAUUUUAUGCCUCAGUUGCUUAAAAAAUUAGGGGUUUGGAGAUAAUUAAUUUAAUGGCUUUUCCAUUGUUUAGAUAAAAUUGUGAAAAUCUAAUAAAUAAAAACUUUUUUGGGUUG